This is a messenger RNA of Eptesicus fuscus (big brown bat), 1710 nucleotides long. It is a transcript of the gene CLDN4, whose product is annotated as claudin 4. The transcript has a single exon. Gene Ontology annotation, cellular component: bicellular tight junction; plasma membrane. Gene Ontology annotation, molecular function: structural molecule activity. The record is from RefSeq and is a predicted model, not a curated record. Bases 253 to 882 code for a protein of 209 amino acids. Gene Ontology annotation, biological process: cell adhesion; bicellular tight junction assembly. NCBI's taxonomy places the organism in Eukaryota, Metazoa, Chordata, Mammalia, Chiroptera, Vespertilionidae.
CCAAGCUCCAGCGUGAGUGCGAGUAGCAGCUGUCGGCUGGAAGGAACUGGUCUGUCUGGUCACACUCCCUGAGCUGGCGUCUGACUCCUGGGAGAGACAUUCGUAGCUGCUCCGACUGCCUUCGCCUUGGACUCGCAGUGAGAGGCCUCCCUGUGGACACCGAGUGUCCAUCCUCAGCACUUGGAUUUCUACAGCGCCCAGGGCCAGAUCCCCAAAGACUUCCAGGUCCUAGACCCCAGCAGACGCGGAACGAUGGCCUCCAUGGGGCUUCAGGUGAUGGGCAUUGCGCUGGCCGUGCUGGGCUGGCUGGGCGCCAUCCUGAGCUGCGCGCUGCCCAUGUGGCGGGUCACGGCCUUCAUCGGCAGCAACAUCGUCACAUCGCAGACCAUCUGGGAGGGCCUGUGGAUGAACUGCGUGGUGCAGAGCACCGGCCAGAUGCAGUGCAAGGUGUACGACUCUAUGCUGGCGCUGCCGCAGGACCUGCAGGCGGCCCGCGCCCUCAUCGUCAUCUGCAUCGUCGUGGCUGUGAUAGGCGUGCUGCUGUCCGUGAUGGGUGGCAAGUGCACCAACUGCGUGGAGGACGAGAGCAGCAAAGCCAAGAUCAUGAUCGUGGCGGGCGUGGUGUUCAUCCUGGCCGGCCUGCUGGUGAUGGUGCCCGUGUCCUGGACGGCCAACACCAUCAUCCGCGAUUUCUACAACCCGCUGGUGGCCUCUGGUCAGAAGCGGGAGAUAGGGGCCUCACUCUACGUGGGCUGGGCGGCUGCCGGCCUGAUGAUGCUUGGCGGGGCCCUGCUCUGCUGCAACUGCCCGCCCCGUGCUGACAAACCCUACUCGGCCAAGUAUUCUGCCGCCCGCUCCGCCCCCGCCAGCAACUACGUGUAAGGUGCCACUGCUCGACUCUGUUGACUUUGUUUCUCCCUGGACUGAGCUCAGCGCAGCUUCUAACCCCAGGAUGGCCCUGCCGUGGCCCGCACGCUGCUGGGGGAUGGGCAAGCAGGGACUGAGACAGGACAUUGGCCAGCAGCCCUCAGCCCCUUCUGGCCCUCUCGGAUACCUUCCUAAGGCCUCCUCUACACUCCGAGGACGGACUGAAAGACUUCCUAGCCACCUUCCUCUGAAUGGAUAUGGACACGGGGGCCGGGGAGGGGGUGGGGUGGGGGGGCAGCAAACGGGCAUGGCAGUGGAGCGGGGAGCUGACUCUUGCUGGCCAGGACGGCUCAGCCCUGACUCUACUUGGGAUCUCUGACUGGGUGCCCUGCCAAUGCCCGUGUUGGCCACUGUUCUUUGAUCAUCCCCACUCCCUCCAAGUGCCUUCUGUGGAAACCCUGUGGCCAUGAGAAUGGCUGGGGCCUCACCCACCCACCUGCCUACGGAGCAGAGUUGACGGACGGGUUUAGAAGGGAGGGGUGAAGGUGCUACAAACUGGUUUGGGUAGUGGUGGGGGAGGGGGCUGUAGAGGCAGCCCUGGCUGCCCACCCUGUAGCCUCAGUGGCUUCAGCAGGAGAACCCUGGGCCCCUUGAAACUGGCCACUUCGAUCUGCCAAUGUCAAGGUCACUGGCUGGCCUGGGGAAGGCAGAGGAACAGUCUUACUCUGGCCUUCAUCCUGGGGCUUUUUCCUGCCUCCUCUGUGGUUUGUUUUGUAAUAUAAGAUCUAUUUGUCACGGUAAUUACUAUUAUUUUCUACAAUAAAUGAGACCUGUGCACAGGAA